Molecule: messenger RNA, 3908 nt
Organism: Brassica napus (rape)
Lineage: Eukaryota; Viridiplantae; Streptophyta; Magnoliopsida; Brassicales; Brassicaceae
Product: probable hexosyltransferase MUCI70
Exons: 11
Coding region: 257-1852 (531 amino acids)
Source: RefSeq, a predicted model, not a curated record
CGGGAUUAUCAGGGAAAUACACUGAAUCGCUGGCAAAUCCAAAAUAUGCACUUAAUAUUUUCCGCAGAUCAAAGGGAUCAGUGAAAUUUAGCGACGCAAUUCACCAAAACUAUUUAUUAAUUUCAUAAAAUCCAGAAACGAAUUUAGCAGAACAAAGCAGCUUUCAUUCAAAAAGUUUGUGAGAAAAAAAAAGUUUGGUUUUUUUUCGAUAUGAGAGUUCUUCUAUCUAAAGGGUUUAAGAGAUAAUGCUGCGACAAUGCUCACUUCAAAUUCUAAAGAGAAGGAGAGAUCUCUCUCCUUCUUAUGCUGCUGGUACUUAGGUCGCAGACGUUUCGCAAUGCUGCUCCUUCUCAGCCUUGCUUUUGUUGUCUUCAUCUUGGGUUCCUACACUAUCAACAAAGAGAGUAAUAGUCCAAUCAUUCACCAGAGUAUUGAGACCAUGGAUUUUGUUAGCAACCAAACACCGUUAAGUAGAGAGUUGAGUUCUUUCUAUACUGAAAACUCUAAUGAUGAUGGCAUUAGAGGAAGUGAUGUAGACAUCAUCCAUCCUCCUCCAUCCCACCACCAUCCAUGUGAUAGUUUUUCGUUUCCUCCUCCUCCUCCACCAGGACUCAGAAGGCCUGGACCACGCCCGUGUCCUGUAUGCUAUCUAUCUCCAGAAGAGGCCUUAGCUCAUAUGCCAAAGCAUCCAUUUGAAUCUCCUGUGCUCAUGAAUUUGACAUAUGUCCAUGAGGAGAGUCCUGUAAAACGUGAAGAAGAAGGUCAAGGAGGCUCUGAGUUUGGAGGUUAUCCUUCUCUUAAAGAUAGGACUAACUCCUUUGACAUUAAAGAGUCCAUGACAGUGCACUGCGGGUUUGUCAAAGGGACAAAACCGGGACAUCAAACCGGAUUUGAAAUUGAUGAAGAUAUCCUUCCUGAGCUGGACCAGUUCCAUGAUGUGAUUGUUGCUUCAGCUAUAUUUGGAAAGUACGAUAUAAUUCAAGAACCGGUGAACAUCAGUGAAAUGGCAAGGAACAACAUCCCUUUUUACAUGUUCAUUGACGAAGAAACACAUUCAUAUCUUAAGAACACUUCGAGUUACUCAGAUGAUAACAAGAGAGUAGGGUUGUGGAGGAUCAUUGUUGUCCAUAACGUUCCUUACACCGAUGCAAGACGCAAUGGAAAGAUUCCGAAGCUUCUGUUGCAUAGAUUAUUCCCAAAUGUCAGGUACUCUAUAUGGCUUGAUGCGAAGCUCCAGCUUGUUGUAGAUCCAUACCAAAUACUUGAAAGGUUCUUGUGGAGAACGAACUCUAGUAUUGCAAUGUCGAGACAUUACAGACGUUUUGAUGUGUUUGUGGAGGCUGAGGCAAACAAAGCCGCGAGAAAAUACGACAAUGCAUCAAUUGAUUACCAAGUAGAGUUCUACAGGAAGGAAGGCCUAACACCUUAUACUGAUGCUAAGCUUCCAAUAACAAGUGAUGUUCCUGAAGGUUGUACAAUCAUAAGAGAACACAUACCGAUCACAAACCUCUUCACGUGUGUUUGGUUCAACGAAGUUGAUCGGUUUACUUCAAGAGAUCAACUAAGUUUUGCGAUUGCGAGAGAUAAGAUAAGAGAGAAAGUGGAUUGGAGUAUCAAUAUGUUCCUCGACUGUGAAAGACGCAACUUUGUAAAACAGGUUUAUCAUAGAGACGUUUUGAUGAACAUGAAACCUCCUCGAGCUUCUUCUUCUUCUAGGGUUCUUCCUGAGCCACUGCCUUUGCCACGUGGUAAAGCUGGCGGUAGUAGAGCCGCCGGAGGGAAGAAGAUUCCGGGACAACGUGGAAAAAGGCGUCACCGGAAAGUUUCAGCCGGUGGAAGAAACAUGAGAUAGAGAUUUUUAUUUUGAGAAUGUUAGAACAUUGAACCGAAGUUAAGACCGGUAGAAGAUUAAACCGAAACUAAACCGGUGGGAUAUUUAUUUAUUGGUGUCGGCUAUGGAUAUUUUCGUCGAAGUGGGGUCAUUGUAGUACUCAUGGAGUCUUUUCCACUUGGCAUUAAUCAAACUUUAAUUCUGUAACCGAUAAUCUUUAAUGUGCUAUUUAUGCAAACAUUUUACCUGCUUUAUUUUAAAUAAUUAAUUACUUAUCUUCAACUAUGUCUAAAAAAUACGUUUGGAUACCUUUUUGUUUUUAUUAUAGCCAAUAUUUUCACAAAGCCAAAGAAAAAAUAAUUCAGAUUCAUAUAGAGAAAGGCAGAUUCAGUUAGAUAUUUUGUAGCUUUCCCAUUGGUGUAAUGUAUGUUAUUGCACAAAAAUAUAUUUCAAUAAAAGAAAAGAUAUUACAAAAAGUGCAAGUCCAAACUCAGCAUCAAUAAUAUCUUUGAAUAAUAAACAUAAAAAUGUUAUAUCUUUUUGAAAAAUUAAUUAAUUUAUUAACUAAUGAUAUGUUGAUAACUAGUAAACUUCAAAAUAAUGAGUGUUAAAUUACUACUCCCUCCGUUUUUUAAUAUAAGUCGUUUUACAGCUAUGCACGUAGUUUAAAAAAACCAUAUUAAUUUCUUAUAUUUUCUAAACAAAAACAUCAUUAAUUAUUUACCUAACCACAAUUCAACCAAUAGAAAAAUAGAAGAUAUAUUACUAUUGGUCAUACAACAUUAAUUAUUAAUAAAUUUUACAUAGAAAACCGAAAACGACAUAUAAUUUGGAACAAAAAAGUUUUUCUAAAACGACUUAUAAUAAAAAAACGAAGGGAGUAUUAGUUAUAACUACAAAAAUUAGUAAUCAUAAAAAUAAGUAGUUACAAUUAAAAUUUAUUUUAUUAUAUGUGAAAAUUUUAAAAAUCUAUUAAUUAGAACAAAAAGUUAUGGAGUAUCAUAUAACUCCAAGAGCCGAGUCCAUGCCGAUGCGUUCUUGGACCCCAUCUAUAUUUAUUUCUUCAAUUAUUUUUAUUUUGUAUUUUUGCCAAGAAUCUUUCAGUUAUUUCUCCACCUCAAAUUUCAGGAAAAGAAUAAUAUAAAAUUGCAAUCCUAUCUUUUCUUUCUAUCAUAGAAAAUAAUUAAUUACACAUUUUAAUAAUUUAAAUCAUAAUCAAGACUUAGUUAGGACGUGGGAUUGGAAAUUGUCUAGCUUUUCUAGAAGAAAAAGAAACGAAUUUGUCCAAAGAGUGACCCACAUCAACCCAAGAAACUUAUAAAUUAUAUUUAAAUAGUAAAGAGUUUAUAUAUAUAAGAUUAAAGAAAUCAAAAUCAUGGAAUCUAUCAAAGUCCAAAUCUCCAAAUCAGAUCAUCUCUCCUCCCAAAAGCCAAAGUCCAUACCUCUCUCCUUCCCAUUCAUUCAUCUUCUUCUCCAUGACUACAUCAGCUUCAAUGAACCCAUCUCUCUUUCGAGUAAUCUGUAUACUCCACUCAGUCAUUGCUCUAACAAGUGGGACCCUAAUGAUGUUCUACACAGAGAAGGCUUCCAUCUUCGGACCAGGAAGUGAGAUCGCUAGCAAACUCAAAGGAUCAACGCCGCACGAUGAACUACUCAUUCAGAUAUCUCAGUCUUUCUCCGGUUUGCUCCUCUUUGCUAUUGGUUUGAUACUGUUCAUGGUGUCUUUUGUUAAAGACAGAGAGUUUCACGGCUUCUUCGCUGGAGGGUCUGUGAUUCUCUACGUGUUGAUGGCUUCUUGGAGGGUUUUGUUCGAGUGGAAGAUUGAAGAUCUUGCUUAUGAAUGGCCUAAGCAAGCUCUUGGAGAUAUAGCUUUAGGGAUCUCUUGGGUUUUCUUUCUUGUUUAUUCAUGGAGAGAAAAGUAUGAUUGAUUGAUUGAUGUUUUUGAUUCUUGUUGUAACUUGUGGGCUAAGCAAGAACCUUUCAAUCUUCAGAUUUGGUAAGAGAGAAACUGAAAGCAUCUGUCGGAAUUCAGACAAGAUCAGAUCAGAUCAAACAAUAAAUAGUUUGGAUUCACAUC